CCACCCCCACCCCCCUUCCACCUAUAAAUUCACCCCCCUCCUCCCACCCCGAUCCCGACUGCUGAUCAACCCCUCAUAACUCCUAGACGACUCUUCUCGCACUCAUGAACCCAUUUGACCUCACUGCUCAUCAUUCGGAAUCGGGCUCGGACGAGAAUGCUGGAGCCUCCCCUCUGAGCACCAACUCGGGCGAUCAGGACUACAAUCACUUUGGGCCUCCAUCCUAUAGAGGAGAAGGCAAGAAGUUUCAAUGUCCUCGGUGCGAUGCCUCGUUUACGCGCCCCAGUUCACUUAGACAGCAUCUUCUAAUUCACACCGGCGAAAAACCGAUUUUCGGUCGUAUCGAAUCUCAGACGCCACUUCCGCUCCUGCGAAGGCGUCAAGAGCCGCAAUCGACCCGGGAAUCCUUCCAACAGGACAUCCGAUAGUCCAGGAGCCACCAUCGCACUCCUCCCAUCGUUCGAAAUCGACAUGCCCGGUGAAGAACCCACAUCGUUCAACGACACCGCAGGAGGUGGUGGGAGCCCUCAGCAGCGUAGGGACGUACCUACUCAGCACGUAUUUCAAGCUGUUAUCAGGGAUCCCAGUUCUCUAAGCCCUCAACGACCACCUC
Cantharellus anzutake is the source of this 613-nucleotide messenger RNA. RefSeq lists its product as uncharacterized. The record is from RefSeq and is a predicted model, not a curated record. Bases 105 to 428 code for a protein of 107 amino acids. Gene Ontology annotation, biological process: regulation of transcription by RNA polymerase II. Gene Ontology annotation, cellular component: nucleus. Lineage: Eukaryota; Fungi; Basidiomycota; Agaricomycetes; Cantharellales; Hydnaceae. Gene Ontology annotation, molecular function: RNA polymerase II cis-regulatory region sequence-specific DNA binding; DNA-binding transcription factor activity, RNA polymerase II-specific. The transcript has 3 exons.